GACAAAGUGUGCCAAAGAAACCAACUGCUGCCUAGGAGUGAGAGGGCAUCCUGGGUUAGAGGUUCUGCGGAAGCUAAGGCGACGAAAGCACGCAAGCGUAGCCCUUUCUCCUUGCUUUCUUUUACCUUAGGGUUCAGUAGCAGCGGGGACAGCCUAAGGCUCAGUGUAUGGCCACGGAGUUACAGUGUCCGGACUCCAUGCCCUGUCAUAGCCAGCCAGUAAAGUCUGUCUCAACCCCAAGCCCAGAGACACUGCAGUCUGGAGACCCAAUCGCGGACUUUGUCCAGGGAAACUGCGCCUCCAUGGCUAAACUGACUCUCCUGACGGGGCACGCCCAUUCUAGCGUGCCGGACGAGAGGGACCCUCAGGCCUGUGGCAGCACCUGCAACCCGGAGAACAACAGCGGCAGUGGUGACAGUAGUAACUCUGAUGUGCCAGCCGGCGACUCCUUCCUAGGGGAUUUCGACCUCUCCCAGCAGAUCGGGGCGCAGCUUAAACUGCUACCUAUGAAUGAUCAGAUCCGGGAGCUACAGACCAUCAUCCGGGACAAGACAGCCAGUAGAGGUGACUUCAUGUUUUCUGCAGAUCGUUUGAUCAGACUUGUUGUGGAAGAGGGAUUGAAUCAGCUGCCAUAUAAAGAAUGCAUGGUAACCACUCCAACAGGAUACAAGUAUGAAGGAGUGAAAUUUGAGAAGGGAAAUUGUGGGGUCAGCAUAAUGAGAAGCGGUGAGGCAAUGGAACAAGGCUUACGAGACUGUUGUCGAUCUAUACGUAUUGGAAAGAUCUUGAUUCAGAGUGAUGAGGAGACACAAAGAGCCAAAGUCUAUUAUGCCAAGUUCCCCCCCGACAUUUAUCGGAGAAAAGUACUUCUGAUGUAUCCAAUUCUCAGCACUGGAAAUACUGUAAUUGAAGCUGUAAAAGUUCUUAUAGAACAUGGAGUUCAGCCCAGUGUUAUCAUCCUACUCAGUCUGUUCUCCACUCCUCAUGGUGCCAAAUCAAUCAUUCAAGAGUUUCCAGAGAUCACAAUUUUAACUACUGAAGUUCAUCCUGUUGCACCUACACAUUUUGGACAGAAAUACUUUGGAACAGACUAAGUUACUGGAGGAAAAUGAAUUAUCUUGUGUAAUAUUACAGUUAUGUUUUGAGUUUCUCCUUGUUUCACUAAGUUGCUUGAUGAAUGGCAGAGAAAAAUGCAUGAAAGAUCCUUUUUAAUUGAAGUGGGUACAG
Tupaia belangeri chinensis (Chinese tree shrew) is the source of this 1227-nucleotide messenger RNA. RefSeq names its product uracil phosphoribosyltransferase homolog (gene UPRT). Lineage: Eukaryota; Metazoa; Chordata; Mammalia; Scandentia; Tupaiidae. The record is from RefSeq and is a predicted model, not a curated record.